AGCAGCAACAGCAGCAACAGCAACAAUCACAACAACCGGCAUCGACAAACCAGAUGGUCCAGGGGAUGGGACCGUUUCCGGGCACACCCGGUUUCCCGCCGGGCGCAGCACAAACCGUUAGCACAGACAGCCUGUCGGUGCAGGUUGUCAAAGGGGCGACGGGUGCCGGCGGAGGAGGUAGUGCUGGUGGUGGCGGCGGAGGAGGAGGUGGAGGCGGUGGGGUGGCAUUGGAUCAGCAUUCGCUCAGCACGCUCAAGCAGCAGCAGGAGCAUCUCACGCAGCAUAACGCAGCCGUAGCUGCUGCCGCAGCCGCCGCAGCUCAGAUUAAUGCCGCCGCCUCGACGCAAUCGUUGCGGAAUCCUGUGAGUCAAUUCAGCCCAUCGUCAGUGUUGGGUGCCCCGCCAGCAACGUCAAUAGCGGUGUCACUGCCACUGUCCCUCCCGUCGACCAUGGUGAGUGGGGCCGGGGCCGGUAAUAGUGUCGGAGCCGCCGCAGGAAUGGCCGCUGCCGCAGCUGCAGCCGCUGCCGCGCUAACCGCCAACGGUGGCUCACCAGGCGUCUCCACCGCUGUUCCCGGCGGUAACGGAGGAGCACCGGCAGGGACACUGAACGGCGCCAGCAAUGGUGGCGCUGCCGGCGUCAACGGUAGUCCACUCGGAGCUGCCGCCAACGGUGCCGUUGCACUUUCGAACGGGAUUGAUCAACAGACUGUUAGCAUGUCCGAUUUAAUACACCAAUCGGAACAGGAAGCAUCCAACAAUGUAUCAAGUGCCAACACAUCAGACGUUGCUUCGUCGGUUUUGAGUAGCGUCAGCAGCAAUAGCAACAACGUCAGCAACCCGAAUAACGCAGCUGUCUCGGCGGCCAUUGCGGCGGCAGUCAAUUCAAUAAGCAGCAACACCACCAACAACAACGCCAGCAUCACGAGCAAUAGCAACAGCACCGUCAACGGCAGUAGUAGCAGCAGUAACGUGAGCAACCUGGUCGUGACGGCAGCGGGACCGAUCGGUGCGGGUACGACCACGGUUGUUUCGGCCAUUCCUCCCACCAUGACCUCGUCCGCCGUGGCUCUCGCUCAACAGCAUCACCAGCAGACGACUCUGAUACAAGCGCAGCUACAGCAGCAGCAGCAGCAACAGCAGCAACAGCAACUCAAUGGCCAACAGACAACCCAGCAGCAGGUGGUAGUGAGCAGUCAGCAGCAACAACAGCAGUCCCAAAGCGUGGCAGCGGCCGUAGCUGCUUUGACCGAUUCCAAAUCCCAACCAAAGCGACUGCAUGUGUCAAACAUACCUUUUCGCUUCCGCGAUCCGGAUCUUCGAUCCAUGUUUGGGCAAUUCGGUUCCAUACUAGAUGUAGAGAUUAUCUUUAAUGAACGAGGCAGCAAGGGAUUCGGUUUUGUAACAUUCGCUAAUAGUAGCGAUGCGGAGCGAGCACGCGAACGUCUUCACGGCACUGUGGUUGAGGGACGCAAGAUUGAGGUCAAUAAUGCAACCGCACGAGUUCAAAGUAAAAAAGCUCCUGCUGUAUCAAGCGUGUUUCUGACGAAACAAGGCGCCGUCUCGGCCCCAUCACUGGCAGCCGUGUGUGUCCCUUGGCCAGAAGGUCUACCAUCGCAUGCGACACUCCUGCAUCAUCCAGCACUCGCACAGCAUCAUCCGCACCAUGCACUGCCUCUGGCUCACCAACAGCAGCAGCGACAUCCGCUUCCGAUCCACCUAGCACAUGGCCGCCAAGGCCCGCAUCCGAUAGCAUCAGUGCUGGCCGGAUUGGCUAGAAAUGUCGCGCCGUCUGCGACGAGACAUCCUGCCCUCGCAGGACUUACCGGUUUAGCGAAUCCGGGUGGAACCGCUGUUACGGUGGCUUCAAACGGUACCGCCAACAGUGCCGGAUCGGCUUCUGCUGCUGGUGGUGGUGGUGCAGGUGGAAACCUGCCUGGAUCGAACCCAUCCGCUCUGCUCUCAGGUCAUCCUCAGGCCGGCCAGUUCGCUUCUCCCUCGUCGAUUGCACUGAAUGGGCACGCGGGCUACCCAUCUGUUUACUUCGAUCCCUAUCUAGCGGCAGCGGCAGCCACAGCAGCGGAUCCCAACUAUCGCCUGCAGGCCGCUAAACCAGUGACGGAGGUUCAGGCACAGCCUACCAUUUUGAACGCUGCAGCACCACUGUUGAAAACUCCACUUUCCCAGGCUCAAGCCCAGGCUCAGGCGUACUCGGCCGCCAGCUACACGGCCGCCGCAGCAAGGGCCGCUUAUGGAGCGGCGGCUGCAGCAGCACAACCGGCCGUCGCAGGAUACACCACCGUUGCAGGAUACGGACGAGCGGAGUAUGCUGACCCGUACCUUGGCCACGGUAUCGGACCCGUACCCGGCUAUGGGGCGACCAUGUACCGUGGAGGAUACAAUCGAUUUGCGCCGUACUAA
Anopheles nili is the source of this 2420-nucleotide messenger RNA. RefSeq names its product hormone receptor 4 (gene Rbfox1). The record is from RefSeq and is a predicted model, not a curated record. Lineage: Eukaryota; Metazoa; Arthropoda; Insecta; Diptera; Culicidae. The coding region runs from base 54 to 2420 and encodes 788 amino acids. Gene Ontology annotation, biological process: nervous system development; regulation of alternative mRNA splicing, via spliceosome. Gene Ontology annotation, cellular component: nucleus; cytoplasm. The transcript is spliced from 15 exons. Gene Ontology annotation, molecular function: mRNA binding.